CUCUAUUCCCCCAUUCUCUCUCCGUUUAGUUCACAGUAUAUUUCACCAGCCUUAUCUUCAUCUUCUUUUUCUUUUAGGGUUUAGAGAAAAUUUAACAAUUAGGGUUGCUUCUCCUUUGCCGACCCAUGGCUCCCAAAGCUGAUAGUUCAAAGAAGGCUGAUCCAAAGGCACAGGCCUUGAAAACUGCCAAGGCAGUUAAGUCCGGUGCUAACUUUAAGAAGAAGACCAAGAAGAUCCGAACAUCUGUUACCUUCCAUCGACCAAGGACUUUGAAAAAGGAUAGGAACCCCAAAUAUCCACGCAUUAGUGCUCCACCCAGGAACAAGCUUGAUCACUAUCAGAUAUUGAAGUUUCCUCUCACGACUGAGUCUGCAAUGAAGAAGAUUGAAGACAACAACACUUUGGUUUUCAUUGUUGACUUGCGGGCCGACAAGAAGAAGAUCAAGGAUGCAGUCAAGAAGAUGUAUGAUAUUCAGGCCAAGAAAGUAAACACCUUGAUCAGGCCUGAUGGAACCAAGAAGGCCUAUGUCAGGUUGACACCUGAUUAUGACGCCCUGGAUGUGGCCAACAAGAUUGGAAUUAUCUAAACUAAUAUAUGGCCUCACCAAAGUAGAUUUCUGUUUAGAUGGUAGUUUGUUAUGGGGUGUUGAGGGGAGACAUUUGAAGCAACAUUAAGUUAUAAAUUUUCGGUUUGUUAUCUGGUGUAUUUUAGUUCAAUUGGAAUUAUAUUUACUUUUGUUACAGUUUUCAAUUUGAUGAGUAAAUGGGCCGAUAUUAUUUUCCAAUUA
Messenger RNA from Glycine soja, 788 nucleotides. RefSeq names its product 60S ribosomal protein L23a-like. Gene Ontology annotation, biological process: translation; ribosomal large subunit assembly. The coding region runs from base 126 to 587 and encodes 153 amino acids. The record is from RefSeq and is a predicted model, not a curated record. Gene Ontology annotation, cellular component: ribosome; cytosolic large ribosomal subunit. The transcript is spliced from 3 exons. Gene Ontology annotation, molecular function: rRNA binding; structural constituent of ribosome. NCBI's taxonomy places the organism in Eukaryota, Viridiplantae, Streptophyta, Magnoliopsida, Fabales, Fabaceae.